Aspergillus oryzae RIB40 is the source of this 1635-nucleotide messenger RNA. RefSeq lists its product as uncharacterized. Lineage: Eukaryota; Fungi; Ascomycota; Eurotiomycetes; Eurotiales; Aspergillaceae. The record is from RefSeq and is a predicted model, not a curated record. Gene Ontology annotation, biological process: transmembrane transport. The transcript has 4 exons. Gene Ontology annotation, molecular function: transmembrane transporter activity. The coding region runs from base 1 to 1635 and encodes 544 amino acids.
AUGAGCCGAGACUACGAUUUCUCUGGAACAGUCCUCGACCUCGCGUGUGGCAACGGGGAGUUUGGUGCCACUCUGCACGAGAAUGGCGUCUCCGCCAAAGUCACCGGCAUAGACGUCUCUGAGGGGAUGACCCGAUCGUCAUACAUUCAGGAUCACUACGAGAGGCCGCUGUUGAUCGGGCCAAUGGACGAACUUAUUAUGGGAGAGGGACCAGCAGAGAAGACAUCGAAACCGUCGACCGAGGAGGUGGGCUGGGAUGGGCCGACCGAUCCUGCGCGACCGGUGAACUGGUCGAGGAAGAAGAAAUGGUGGAAUAUGGGCAUCAUCUCCUAUCUCACCUUUCUCACCCCCUUGACCUCGUCCAUUGUCGCUCCGGCACAGGGGCUCGUGAUGAAAGACUUCCAUUCCACCAACCGAACUCUGGCCUCCUUCGUUGUCUCCAUCUACCUCGUCGGCUUCGCCGUCGGACCGCUAUUCCUCGCGCCGCUUUCAGAAAUCUAUGGUCGACUGCGUGUCUAUCAGGUGGGUACCUUCAUCUUUACGAUCUGGAAUAUUGCAGGUGCCGUCGCCCCUAAUGUCGGGGCGCUGCUGGUCUUUCGCCUGUUCGCCGGGAUCUCAGGCAGUGGUCCGGUCACCCUGGGGGCAGGCUCUGUCGCGGAUAUGUUUGCUCGACAGGAGCGUGGAGUCGCCAUGUCCCUCUAUGGCCUGGGCCCGCUCCUUGGCCCUGUCAUCGGGCCGAUCGCUGGUGGCUAUCUCUCCCAGGCACAAGGUUGGCGAUGGGUGUUCUGGCUGCUAGCCAUUGUGUCCGGGGUCGCGGUCAUUCUGGUUUUAUUUGUCCUAUCCGAAUCAUACGAACCGGUUCUCCUGCGGCAAAAAGCGAAGCGAAUCAGACGGGAAAACAGCUCAGUGGAGGUGAACGCUGGACAAGCCCUGAAGCUAGACUCCAGGAAGGUUUUCAUCCAGGCAAUAACCCGACCAACGAAAUUACUCUUCCUCACUCCAAAUGUCGCCUUGUUCUCGCUAUACACAGGAGUGGUCUUCGGCUACCUCUACCUGCUCUUUACCACCGUCACCGAAGUAUACGAAACCACGUACCAUUUCAGUCAAGGCGCCACCGGACUUGUUUACAUUGGUAUUGGCGUUGGAGCCCUCAUUGGCAUUUCUUGCUUCGGUGCCCUUUCCGACAAGAUCCAAAACAUCCUCAUCGCAAGAAACAACGGCCAAGCGGAGCCAGAAUUCCGACUUCCGCCGCUGAUUCCGGGAAGCUUCCUGAUCCCCAUCGGUCUCUUCUGGUACGGCUGGUCCACCCAGAUGCAUAUCCAUUGGAUAAUGCCCAUUAUUGGACUGGGUUGGGUCGGCUGCGGGAUGAUCGCUACCCUCCUCCCCAUUCAAGCGUACCUCGUUGACGCGUUCGGCGAAUACGCUGCCUCAGCCAUCGCGGCCAACACGGUCGUGCGGUCCAUCGUGGGAGCUUUCUUGCCCCUUGCCGGGCCUUCCAUGUAUGCUACGCUGGGGCUGGGAUGGGGGAACUCAUUGCUUGGGUUUGUCGCGUUGGGUUUGUUGCCGGUGCCGGUGGUAUUCUACUUUUACGGCAAGAAAAUCCGCAUGAACUCUCGCUAUCAGGUGUCGGUGUGA